GAUACGAAGGUAUAAAACCGAUCUGGUGGUCUCCUGCCAGCCAGUCCAAAGGCCAGAUGCGACGGCGGCUCUAGUCGCACGCGUGCGAGAGAGACGAUCACGAAACGGCGUGCGGAACUCAUAUAUAUACAUAUAUAAAUAUAUAUAUACAUAUAUAUAUAUAUAUAUCUGUUUAUCUAUCUAUAUAUAGAAACACACGGAUAUAUAUAUAUAUAUAUAUAUAUAGAUAUAUAUAGAUAUAAAAAGAAAAAAAGAUUCGCACGUGAUUCGAACGCUAGGAUCAACAACCCCCGCCCCCUACAAAACUUUAUCCACUUUUGCAUUUUUCUUUCGUGAAUCCGUGCACGAUUUUCUAAAAAGAAACAAAGGAGAGAAACGAAAAGGGAAAUCGUAAAAAAAGAAAAAGAAAAAAAAAGAAAAUAAAAAGAAAAAAAAAAAAAAACAAAAAAGAAUCCAAAAAGAUAAACCCAACCCAAGGAGGAACUCACCUGUUGAUAUUCUACGUAGAAACACGCAAGUAGAGAGAAAGGAAUAGGACUCGUUUGUUCUGCUCUCAGCUCGUAUUAUAAACGAGGGAGAGAAAGGACGUGCCAGCAGAUAUUAGCUUAUCUGUUACUCUAAUACGAGGUCAAAGUUCCUAUAUUCUUGCGAAGGGUUCUAAACUUAAGAAUCAGCCGAUUUGUUAAAGAAAGAAAGUAAGAAAGAGAGAGAGAGAGAUAGGAUAGUCGUCACGGAGCACGUGAUAAAUAUUUCGGAUAUGAUCUUUGUGGGGUUUCUUGUGGAAUCCAUGAUAAAUUAAAGGAACAAGAAAAGAAAGAGAGAGAGAGAGAGAGAGAGAGAGAGAAAUAUUAUAAAUAAAAAAUAAGUGAAACUUGGAAGAGAGCAGCAUCUAAAUAAGACAAUAAUAUUCGAUCGAUCGAAGUUAAACGAAUGAUGAAGAUCAUCGAAGAGUCAUCGACCUUUACUAAUCACGAACAAGAGAAGAGUGUUCUGUCCAAUUGUUUUCACGAGGAAUCGACACCCCACGGCAUGCCAGGGAUUCAAAUAAACGUCGAAGAGGCAUCUAACGAUGGACAAAAGGACGUUGUUAGACACAUCGAGACGACGGCGGUGGCAACGGAUAGCCCGCUUUCCUGGCACAUCCCAAGGCCGUCCUUAGGAUGUCCCAAGGCUGGACGAAUCGAAAAAGAUAGCGAGAAUGGAAGCUGGGCACAUCAUCACCACCACCAUCAUCAUCAUCAUCAUCAUUUACAUCCUGAUUCUCCAUCGAGAGGAUCAACUUCGUCUCAGGGAUCCACUGCUAGUACACACAGCGCAGCAUCGGGAACAUUGCUUCUUACAGCCGCAAAUUUGGCCAAUCUCGCUGCAAUGCAUCCACCAACGGUAACAACGCCGAAACAGAUGGAUACAGCAUCGGUGGCAAGCAGUACGCAUUUUACGGUCGUGAACGGCCUCGGAAGACCGACCACCGUCUACAGGAAGUCCUGGUGUGCGAGGAAUCAGCUCACCGUACUUGUCUGCACGAUGAGCUUCCUCUUCAUGGUCGGCCUCCUAGCGGGGAUCCUCUUCAUGGAAAUGAGGGCCCGCGACAAGUACAAUUAGGCCGAGAUCGAGAAAUCGAGAGAAGAGAGCGAACGUGUCUUUGGUCGUCGUGAAAGCAUGCAUGCAUGCAUGCAUGCAUAUAUACGUCGUAGUAAGAUCGAACUUUCAAGGAGAGAAGUAAAAAAAAAAAAUAAAAAAAAAAAAAAAUAAAAAAAAGAAAAAAAAGAAAAAGAAGAAGAAGAAGAAGAAGAAGAAGAGCAACAACAUAGAAGGAUCCUUUCGAUGAUAAUCGAAUACAACUUGCUACGAGUCACGACGAGUUACUCUGUUAACUUCGUAUUUAUAUAAGCGCGAGUCUUGUAAAUCGCGUUUUUAAUGAGUUAAGACCAUUCGCGGUAGAGAUAGAAUUUUAAGCCUUAAGUAUUGCACCCUGUCAAAAGUGCGGUACGUGAAUUCCAGUAAUUACAUUUGUGUAAUGAGCGACCGUUUCAAGUGAGCGAACGCGGCUGAUAGCAUAACAAGAUCCUCGCGUUAUGAACACUUGUAUUAUAAUUUAUGCUGUUGACUAACGAAAACCUCUAGAUCGUCGUCCGAAUCUCAAUGUUUACGAAAUACGAUCCAGAAUUAUGUAGGACAACGAAAAAUAUCAAUUAAGAUCGUAGAUUAUUAUUUCUUUUUUUCUUUCUCUCUUACUCUCUCUCUCUCUCUCUCUCUCUCUCUUUCUCUCUCUCUCUCUCUCUCUCUCCCUCUCUUGAUUUCUAAUUGUUGAUUAACACGGUUCUCGAGCGAUUUAACGUUCACUGUAAAUCGCGUUCGAUGUCCUAGCUAAAUUGACCGAUAAAGAUUGUCUUCGAUCUUUAAAAAUUUUACAGGCAGCUUAAAAAUAUCGAUAAAGUGAGACGACGACAUAGAAUAUAUUAACUAUUAGGAACCGUAAUUUAAUUUUUACUAACACGAAACGCCUAAAAUCAAACCUGGAUUAUUCCGUCGUGGUGUCGUUCCAGGAUUCAAUAUUUUGGAAAAGAAAUGAAGGGCGAUCGCGUCGAUCGCACUUCACGACUGUGAUAUUACUUGCGUAUUAAUUAAUCGUCGAUUCAACAAGAAACUGUCGAAAUCUA
Molecule: messenger RNA, 2660 nt
Organism: Vespa mandarinia (Asian giant hornet)
Lineage: Eukaryota; Metazoa; Arthropoda; Insecta; Hymenoptera; Vespidae
Source: RefSeq, a predicted model, not a curated record